Rhinichthys klamathensis goyatoka is the source of this 939-nucleotide messenger RNA. RefSeq names its product membrane-spanning 4-domains subfamily A member 4A-like. The transcript has 6 exons. The coding region runs from base 1 to 939 and encodes 312 amino acids. Gene Ontology annotation, cellular component: membrane. NCBI's taxonomy places the organism in Eukaryota, Metazoa, Chordata, Actinopteri, Cypriniformes, Leuciscidae. The record is from RefSeq and is a predicted model, not a curated record.
AUGGAAACCAGCAAGAUCAUCUCAUCUGAUAAAGCCACAGUGGUCAUCCAAGUGAAUCCACAGGUGACACAGAAUAUCGUGCCUGGAGAUGAUGGACAGGAGAGCAGAGGAGCACACCGCAGUACGGCUCUUACUGGGUUUUCCAAAUCACAGCCAAAGGCACUGGGGACUGUCCAGAUAAUGAUUGGAGUGGUGGUUUUAUUAUUGGGUAUCGUACGCACCGCCACUACCCCCCGUUACCCACCUAUCUCUGUCUUCAGUGGCAUCACCUACUGGGGAUCCGUUACUUUCAUCAGUGCUGGAUCUCUGUCUGUUGCUGCGCAGAAUAAACUUCAUCUGUGUGUGGUGAAAGCCUCUCUUAUAAUGAAUGUGUUCAGUGCCAUAACUGCAGCGAUCGCCAUUGUUCUGAUGUCCAUAGAGAUGGAAAUUAAGAUUUCCUAUCCAAGGUGGAGCUAUGGCGAUGGUAGUUCUUAUGACCGCUAUAAUUUGAAGGGCUAUGAUCUGGGGAUCGUUGGAGUAAUGCUGGUGUUCUUCAUUACUCAGUUCUUCAUCUCCAUCUGUGUCUCAGCAUUUGCCUGCAAAGCCUCCUGUAACACGGACUCUACAGUGGUCAAUGUGGCACUAAACCAGGUCCUGGACCUGCGCCGGAGGCUUUCCAUCUUCUCCAUCGCCUUCCAGCCUCGUCGGAGAUAUAUCCACCGAGGGUCCUGCCGGAAUUUCCACCACAACAACUCAACAGUAAUAAAGUCCAUCUGGUCCAGCUCACGUUGCCCUCCACGCUACAUCAACCGGGCUGUCAACCACAGUGUGUUAGCCCGCCUAGCUCGAUCGGCUAGCACCACCACCAGCUGUGACAACACUGCACUGAACUUCGCUCUGCUCAACAUCCGCUCACUGACAGACAUCUCAUCCAGGACCUCAACUCCGAUCGUAAGCUAG